Malassezia sympodialis ATCC 42132 is the source of this 654-nucleotide messenger RNA. RefSeq lists its product as uncharacterized. The coding region runs from base 1 to 654 and encodes 217 amino acids. The transcript is spliced from 3 exons. NCBI's taxonomy places the organism in Eukaryota, Fungi, Basidiomycota, Malasseziomycetes, Malasseziales, Malasseziaceae. Gene Ontology annotation, biological process: vacuolar transport. The record is from RefSeq and is a predicted model, not a curated record.
AUGCCCAUAUUAGAGACACUAUUUGGUAGGGCCACAACUCCUGCCGAACGACUCCGACAACAUCUUAGAUCACUACAGCGUGCGCAGAGGGAGCUUGAACGGGAACGCUCGAAGCUCGAAGCACAGGAAAAGAAACUCGUGAAUGACAUUAAGCGUCAUGCACGCCAAGGCCAAAUGUCGGCUUGCAAUGUUAUGGCCAAAGAUCUCGUAAGAACUCGAAAAAAUAUCCAUAAGUUUUAUCAGAUGAGCACUCAGCUCCAGGCUGUGGGCCUUCGGAUGCAAACAUUACGGAGUUCCCAGCAAAUGGCAGAGGCGAUGCGCGGAGCAUCACGGUCACUUGCAUCUAUGAAUCGUUCGAUGAAUGUCGUGGCUGUUCAGCGCAUACUUCAGGAAUUUGAACGUGAGUCUAGCGCGAUGGAUAUGAAGGAUGAAAUUAUGAACGAUACGAUUGAGGAUGCGAUUGGAAAUGAAGAUGACGUCCUAGGAGAUGCUAUAAAUGAAGAUGAAGAAAGUGAUGCUAUAUUGCGAGAAGUCUUGGACGAAAUUGGAGUCGACCUUAGCCAAAAGGUAUGUGAUAUUAUGACUGACCUUAGCUACGCAAUGCACCUCAAAGCAGCAUUUCAGCUAACGUUGUUGACAAUUCAUCAAAAAUAG